This is a messenger RNA of Paramecium octaurelia, 851 nucleotides long. The record is from the annotation of a GenBank genome assembly. NCBI's taxonomy places the organism in Eukaryota, Ciliophora, Oligohymenophorea, Peniculida, Parameciidae.
AUGCCUAGUCUUAAGGAUCUAGUCAUUGAAAACAAUCCUUGCACUCUUAAAUAUGCAUAUAAAUAUGAUAUUUUAUGGACAGUAUUCAUAGAAAAAUUGGAUAAUUAAAUCAUUACUCAAUAAGAUUACAAUUUAGCCUAGACAUUCAGGGACAGAAAAUAGGAGUCCCAAUUGUCAUAGAGUAUGAAUUUUCCUAAAGGAAUUCGACCAUAAACUGCCUCCACUAAUCCUAAUAAUACAUUGUUGUAAGAUUCAUAAAAUGAUUACUCAGAAUGUAAUAUAAUUUUGGAACAGUAAAAGUAGUAGUUGGAAGAAGAAAUAGAGGAAUUAUAUGAGAUAAACUCUAAUAAUAGAGAGAAAAUUGAUAGUUUGGAGAAGCAGAAUGUUGAAUACAGAAAUAUUGCUGACCAAGUUCCAUUUUUAGAGGAAUAACUAUAAGAUAUGAGGUCAAAGAUUAGUGCUUAUGAGAGUUUGAUAAUAUUCAAAGAUUCUCCUGCUGAGGAGUUAAGAAAACACAUAUGUGCUUUAACUUAAGAGUUACAGAGAUUAAAGAUUAAUGAUAGUAAUGUUGAGAAUUAUGAAGCAGUAGACAAUCAAACUAAAUUUAAUAAGAAUUAAUCGAAAUUCUAGAAUACUGAAACCACUUUUAUGUAAUAAUUAUCUUAAGCAGAAAGUGACAAUGAAAAUAAGGAUGAUGAUGAUGAUAAAUAUUUGUAAGCUAUUGAAUUUAUAAUUUUAGCCGAGAUGAUGAAAAUGUUUCAUAGAUCCCAGGAUAAGAGAUAAUGGAAUUGAUUAUGAGGAACUCAAUGACUUUGAGUAAACUCAAAAAUGAAUUCUAAGAAAUCAAUUGA